Messenger RNA from Zymoseptoria tritici IPO323, 2211 nucleotides. RefSeq lists its product as uncharacterized. The transcript is spliced from 3 exons. Gene Ontology annotation, molecular function: protein binding. The coding region runs from base 1 to 2211 and encodes 736 amino acids. The record is from RefSeq and is a predicted model, not a curated record. NCBI's taxonomy places the organism in Eukaryota, Fungi, Ascomycota, Dothideomycetes, Mycosphaerellales, Mycosphaerellaceae.
AUGCCUCCCAAGAAUAUCACAGCCGCGGCUAUCGACAUCGCUCCGCCGUUCACGCUACAGAACUUCCCACCGCUUCCGAAGAUCGCGCCUCCUCGCUUCGGACGACUCACCCAGCUCAAGAUCGCCUUCGACCGCUGCGAACUACCUCCUGCGCCCAGCUUUGAUCAACAAAAAGUCGGCAUAACUUCUUCUUGCAGCGAUGAAGCGCCCCAGUCACAGUCGCCAGCGCCAUCAUCCACAACUGAGCGAAGUGCAGCAGACCGAUUCGUGGGAACCUUCGAGCUGGUGGAAGACGUCCUGUCGCGUCUGCAGCUUCUUGACCUUCUUCGAGCUCGCGGGACCAGCACUCAGUUCCGCGAUGUGGUGGACAAGUCUUCCGAGCUCCAGACAAUUCUUGGACUCAAACCGCCGCAGAAGGCGGGUUACAGCAUGCCGUUGCUUGAAGCGGAAGCUGGGAAGGAAGACAAACAUUUCGACUGUUAUAUGGUGCGGCAUGAUGGGAGCGCAAUGCCAAGAUGGAUGCCACCUCUUCAUUUCUCCAUCAAAAUUGACCUCGACGUCGAUCGCUUCCAGCCAGGAUCGAUUGCUCGAGGAACGUGCAUUUCGUAUCCGCCACUCAAGUCUAUUCAUGUCGGCUUGACCUGCCAUUGUACGAAGGCCGAGUCUGCUUCGAGCUUACCUGAUCACGACCGGAUCAUAUGCGUCGGCAAGAACAACUAUGAGCUCACCACAAGUGGGUCAAAGCCAGAAGGCCUCACCUUGGGAGAUCUUCUGGACAUAGCUGAAAGGCUACGCAUCCGGCAUGUUCACUGUGCAUGGCAACAUAAGGACUUCAAGAGCAUUCCUGCCUUUCGGCCGUCUUCUAUUAAACUGGAUUUCAUGACAUAUCUGUCAACCCUAGUUCCACCGCCUGAUCCAGCCGUGGUUCUUGAGCUUCAGACAUUACAUGAGGCAACAUAUGGAGCUCCCCCUACAUUCAUAGAUGACGAGACAUUCGAAUUGACCGCGCCACGGCACCACUGCGUCUGGCCCAGUCUGCCGCCUGCACGGUCUGCAGCGCCUGCAUCAUACAUCACCAGUCGACCACCUUUCCUGGCCGAAAUACGCUGCUUCGACGAGGGCGUCAUCAUCGUUGGCCGCGAAGGGACAAACACAAAUCCAUCUCGACCAUGGUCGUGGUGGAAGGGGCCUGUGGGCUCCUGGCACUGCGCUGGAGAGCGACUCGCCGGCACAUUUGAGCUCUUGGAAAGCAUCCUUAAGCAGCUUGGAGUUCGUGACCUCCUUCGAGCGCAUGGGACUAGCACGCAGUUCCGCGAUGUUGUGGACAAGUCUUCCGACUUGCAGGUCCGCCUCGGACUGAAAACGCCGCCAGGUUCCUACCUUCAUAUGCCUUUGCUCGGAGAGGUCGCCAGCAAUGAGAACAGCAUCUUCAUAUUCAAAUUGAAUAAGUCAUUUCUUCCAUGGCCUCCGAACAAGUUCUCUAUCAAUAUCACUUUCGACAAAGGGCAGCUUCGACUGGGCUCCGUCGCCCGCAAGAUCCAACUCUGUCAUCCACCGCUGACCAGCAUCUCUAUGACAUGGUGGAUCGAGUGGCCGCGAGAUUGGGAUCCAGAAUGUUUCGCAGCGGAGAAGUACAUGCUCACUACGAGCGAGUCGAGGACCGAAGGCCUCACCUUGGGAGACCUCUGUGACGCAGCUGCAAGGGUGAGCGCCAAACCUGCGAGCACCUGGCUACCUGGUCGUCGUCGUCUUAUCAAGUACGCUGGCAUCCUAGUCAGCUCGGUGACUUUUGAUUCGACAUUCGUCAUAUCCUGUCCAGCCACCGAGAAUGAGCUCGAGAAGCUACAUGGAGGAAUCUACGGAGUACCAGAUACACACACAAGAUCAUAUCCGAUCAUUCGUUCGGAGCCUCUGGAGGAUGAGCUGGGCGUCACUGACACGGUCGUCCACGGACAACGGGAGUUUCUUGUUGAAACGUCGGAAGACGAUGUCGUCGAGCAGCCACAGAUUAGUGCCACUCGCUGUCCUGAACCGAAACCAUUCGUCCUUCCUCCGUGGGAACACCCAGACACAUCGGACUGCGAACAUCUGGGCAAAGUUAUAUUCGGCAACGGAGGAGGCAUCGAGCAGUGGACAGACCCCGGAACGCUCGAUCAAUGUUACGAGUGUAGCAUUUGCGCAACGGAGGACUGGUGGGACGAGACCUGGUGA